Molecule: messenger RNA, 1377 nt
Organism: Kazachstania africana CBS 2517
Lineage: Eukaryota; Fungi; Ascomycota; Saccharomycetes; Saccharomycetales; Saccharomycetaceae
Exons: 1
Coding region: 1-1377 (458 amino acids)
Molecular function (GO): protein binding
Source: RefSeq, a predicted model, not a curated record
AUGAGUGAAGCAAACAGAUACACCCAGGUACUGAUUGCGCAGUAUUUGAAACAAAAUGGCUUUGAAGAUACUUUGUCAAACUUUCUGAGGGAAUCCUCACUGCCGUUAACCUCUGUUCGCUCGAAACUACAGGAUUUGCAUCUAGAAGAUCUAGAGACUAUUGUAGGAGAUAGGAUACAGUUUGGUGACAAUGCUAUUACUGGGAGUCUGAAUGGAUUGGUUUUGAACGAUGCUUUGCCCGCAAUAGAUGAAGGAAAAUAUGGCAUAGGGUCCUGGAACCACAUAUCCAAAUUUGUGAAAGCUGGUGCAAGCGUGACGGAUGGGCUUGCUAUCAGUACAAAAUUUGAUAAAUUUGGUAAUAUAAUGUUUUCAAUGUCUAACAAACGGAUACAAGUGUACGACUCCAAUCUACAAUACAAACAAGAUUUCAAACCAGUUGCUGAAUAUAAAAGUAUAUCCAAAUAUUGUGGCCCUAUUGGAGAUUCGGAUUAUUAUUAUUCAUGUUCUAUCGAUGGUACUUUGUCAAUAUAUGACAAAACCUUUGCAGUACUUCCAAAAUGUGAUGCCAAAGUGCACGAAAAAAUGAUCACUCACAUUGUUUUUAUCAAAAUAUCUUCCACCUCUUACUAUGUGGUCUCUAGUGGUUUAGAAAAUAUCUUGAAAAUUACUUUACUGACCUUCAAAGAUGGCAGUGUGACUUUUGAAGAACUUUCAAAUUGUAAGUUAUUAUCUGCCUGUACUUCUUGCCAAGUUGGUAUCCAAAAAUUUGGAAGGAAUAAUGACAGUACUUCAAGACCUUUUAUCUUUGUUACAAGAGCCCAGUUUACGCAUGUUUUAUGUUAUACUCUAUCAGCAGAAAACAAGCUAUAUUUGCAUUGUAAUAUUGCCUUAAACAUUGCACAAUUUUCCACUUACUCUUUUGAAGUUAGAGACAUGGUUCUGAUGAACCUUAAAUCGCCUGAAUGUAGCUCAAUUCUAUCCGAAAAUUCAGUGUUGGUAGUAGCAACAUCGCAUGUGCCCUAUCUAAGAUUAAUUAUUGUGGAGCUUCCGAUGGCUCUCCUUGAAGGUGAAGGAAUUGGAAAAGGUUGCGCAACCUCCUAUGGUGGAGUCCUGAAAGACAUGGCUACCACCAUUCCUCAAAACUCAUUUUCUCAGCCAAUUUUGAAAUUUAUCCCAAAUUGUAAUGGUUUCAUAAUUGGUGGGGAUCAAGCAAUAUAUGGCAUAGACAUUUCAAGUGGUGAUUCCUGGGAGCUAGCUCUUUCUGGUUAUACCAAUAUGCAAAGAAUAAAGGCAAUCGACGUAAAUUUGAAUACCUCACAGAUUGUUGUAGGAGCAGCUAACAAAAUGAUCUACUCUUGGAAAGUUCGGAAUGAGUGA